GGUGAUAGCCUUUACAAAGAUAUGUCUGUGUGAUAAUGUAGAGGGAAGCCCACCCGAAACCUCAUCUUUCUCGACUUACAUAUUGUAUUAUAUUGUCAUACCUGGAUUUUUACCUGUGGAUCCACCUUGAUACCCUGUUGAAUUAUACAAGGGUGAGACGGCCCAUACAUCAUUUACCUGAGGUUUUUUUUUCAGUUGUACUUGUGAUUUAUGAAGGUAUUGAUAAAAAAAUGGUAUAACCUAAAUAAUAUCAGCUAUCAAGGACCAUCUGGUGAGUGGGUUGACUACUGGGACAUUACCUUGUAGAGCUGGGACGGCGAAGCCAUACAACUGUGGCUACCCAAAGACUGGUCAACAAACUGUGGACACGGAUAUGCCGUGUAUGUCUGACAAGGAUUUCCUAGAAAUGCAAACUCCUGCGAAAAUCACGUGCAGAGAGGGUAGCAUAGAUACGGAUCGUGAGUCCAUAGAUACCAGUAGUACGUCCCCGGAUAUUAGCUCGGACGAACGCCGGAAAUAUCGGAAACGCGGAGUGAAACACGAACCCAACAGGGAGGACAGUCCCGCACUGAAUAGUCCCGCAUUUACCGAUGACGAGAGCAUUUUGGAUGAAGAGGAAAAAACCGGAAAUGGUGACAUAACAUCCGAUGAGCAACAGAUUCAAAAGAAGACUGUUGCGCAGAUCAUGAGGGACAAGAAGAAACAGACGGCACUCACGCUAAAAUGGCUAGAAGAAAACUACUGUAUUUGUGAAGGCGUGUGUCUACCCAGAUGUAUUCUGUACGCACAUUACCUCGACUUCUGUCGGAGAGAAUCCUUGGAGCCGGCAUGUGCAGCAACAUUUGGCAAGACGAUUCGUCAGAAGUUUCCACAUCUCACGACAAGACGAUUAGGAACACGAGGUCAUUCCAAAUACCAUUACUACGGUAUAGGGAUCCAAGAGACUAGCCAAUACUACCACUCAGUAUACACUGGAAAGGGUCUAACCAGAUUUUCUGGAUGCAAACUUAAAAACGAGGGAGGUUUCACACGGAAAUAUACAUUAAGUUCGAAGACGGGAACACUGCUGCCCGAAUUUCCCAAUGCGCAAUAUCUUAUUCUUCCUCUUUCAGUCCCGCGGGAAAAGGUAGAGACGUUCGUGAUGAUGUACAAGACCCAUUGUCAAUGCAUUCUUGACACGGCCAUUAAUGCCAACUUUGAAGAGAUUCAAAAUUUCCUGCUUCAUUUUUGGCAAGGCUUGCCUGAACACUUACUCCCUUUGGUGGAAAAUCCUGUGAUUAUUGAUAUAAUUGCCGUCUGUGACAAUAUACUUUACAAGGUGUUAACUGAAGUCCUGAUCCCAGCUACAAUGCAAGAAAUGCCAGAAACAUUACUAUGUGAUCUAAGGAACUUUGCUAAACAUUGGGAGAAUUGGGUAACCACGUCAUUAGAGAACCUCCCUGAUCUUUUAUCCGAAAGCAAACUUCCGGUUGCAAGGCGGUUCGCCCAAUCCAUGAAAAGACAAAUAUCAUUUCUUCACCUCGCUCAGACAGCCCGCCCAGUGCUAUACGACGCCCAGGUUGUCAACCAAAUGAUUGCUGAUGUAGACCGGAUAGACCUCAAUAGCAUCGGCACGCAUGCGCUAAAUACAAGCAGCGACGGAGAUAUCGAUACAGAACUUAACGCAGAAUUUCUAAGAGAGUUCAAGGAAUUAUUACGUAAACAGGCGACAGUAGAGGCGUGUACGGAGUGGCUGGACGGAGUGGUGGAACUAAGGGUCAUUAAGCCCAGUAAACAAAAUGGCAGAUCCUUUAAAAAGCGAGCGUCGUCGUUCCUAUUGAAGUGGUCCUUUUUUGGAGCAAGAAUCAUGCACAACCUUACCUUGAACAACGCUACGUGUUUUGGGUCAUUUCACCUGAUUCGGAUGCUGUUGGACGAGUAUGUACUGAUGGCCGUGGAGACCCAGCUAGCUUUGGAAAAGGAUACUGAAAUACAGUCUUUACUAGAGAAACACAUGAAGACAGAUGAUACAGGUCUUCGGCCCAAUCUGUCCACUCAGCCAAGCACGUGCUUCCUAGCCACGAGACGGGACAUGACCCCGAGAAGUAACAUGAAUAACGUGAAGCGAGAACACUUCCUGGAUCCUCAAUUUAAUGGAAACGGGCUCUACAUGGGUCUUAAUCACGAGAAGGACGGUCAGGCGAUGAUGUCCAAUCACCAUCUUAAUUCUCUCACCGCCAUGACACAGGCUGUACCCGGAAAUAACAAUUUGCUGGGACAACAUACGCCUCAUUCUACACCACCUAUAUCACCCAUUGUCGUCAACCCCAUUAGGAACACUGUCAUCAACUCGAACCUUCCCUAUAGCAAUAGUAACCAGUCAUUAAUGGGACCAGGAUAUCCAUACCUAGGUCAACUUCCGGAUUACACAGGAGCCCCUAACUACGGUCUCGGAGGAUAUAACAACUCCUACGCGUCCAGUGCCUUCCGGUCACAUAUCACACACUCACCCUAUACCGUCGGCAAGGACCUCGACGCCGGAUAUCCGCCGUUUGGAGAUGCUGAUUUUGGAGCCGAAUCUUUCUUCAAUCCUUCGUGCUAUACUAGUAUUUCUCAGUCAGGUUAUUCUACGUCCAACGUCCAUAACCAGGGUAGCAGUGCUUUCAACGUCGUACAGAGUAAUCCACCCUUUAACACUUCGUAUUCACCUUCAGAUUACUACAAUCCCAGCUACCCGCAGCCCUCUAAGCCCUUGGUGGAACACGUGUCUGUGAUCCAGCAGAGGAAUCCUAUCCCGUCCCCGUAUCACAACGACAUGAGCGAUCCUCUGAACUUAUUGGACAAGCCACAACGUCACAAAGACCUCCAUCUCUAUACCAACGGGAGCCCCGCAAGUUGUCACAGUCCAAGAAUGCAUCACGACGGUUUGGGUCAGGAUAUCAUUGGAAUGGCGGUCAGUGGCAUGCUGACCGCUGACCACGACAUGACCCCUAACUACAACGACCCUGGACCCCUACCCUCAAUCAACACGGUAUUUAUGACGUGACAAAAGCUCAAUUAGUACGAGUUUAAAGUAACUAAAUCCCCGCAUUUCGGAACGCGGCCUGAAAGCAGAAGAACGGAGAAUUCAAAUCCUGGCCAGGUUAUUCUAGAGGUAGUGUUAACCGGAUAAAAUCUUGGUAUUAUUUUCCGGGAUGCAGAGUAAGAAACGUUCGAAUCCUGGUCACGGCCCCAAAGAUGCGGUGGAAAAUCGAUUCAAAUCUUGCUCACGUAAUCCUCGCUAUAAUGGAUAAAACAAUUAUAAUCCAUGUCUUCUCGGUAUCCUAGAUGCGGUGGGGGAAACGAUUCAAAUCCUUAUCAUAGCCUUCCAGGUGCAGAGGAGGAAGAAGCACUUGUAACGACAUCCAAAUAUCAGAGGAGGCGAACUUAAAAUGUUAAUCUAAGGAUAUUGUUUGACGAAGAAACAUUCCAUAAAGAUGUCCAACUGAAGUCGUGUGCACUAAUACCGUACAUGUGUCUAACUGAUGAUACUCCAGUAUCUAAAUUAGCAUUACGACUGUGCCAAAAUGUUGAGAUGAACUGUUGAUUUGCGUGAAUAUGUAUAUUUCUGCUGGAAUUUUUACACGAUGAAGAAAGUGUGGUAUUGAAACACGAAAGUGACGUUCAAAGGGAGGCAAUUCCGACUAAAAUGGAUUUUAAACUCGGCAAUAGUAGUUUUUGUGCAUGCGGUGUUUCCUACAUUGCUUAUUACUAGAACGUGAGAAUACAUGAAACUGAUUUCUGUGACAAAGUGUAAUUGAGAGAGACAUCUUUGAGAUUUCCUUUGAAUGAAAAUGUGACCGAUAGGUACUUAACAGAUAAGCAGAGAUAGAAACGAAAAUUAUGUAUAAUGCAUAAAUAUAAAUAGAUCUUGCCAAUCAACCUAUCCAUGGUUUUGUAUUAAUGAAUAUAAUAUAUAUUAUACUUAAUAUGUUUUACUGGUGUUAUAAGCUUGUGUAAAACAAGUAUCAUUAUGUGUAUUUAAUUAGAGAAUUGUGUCUCGGAGCUGGUGCAGAUCUGUUUUAACACACCAUUGUGUGCUUAUUGUAUAUAAAAAUACUGAUAUAAUCACAGGCAUUUGAAUUAGCUAAUACAAAAUUGGUCACCAUUUAUUUUUUAAAUACAUGUACAUAUAUAUUUAUCUAUAAUACAUCAAAUAAGAGGGAAGAUCAGUGUCCAGCCGCAUCAAAUAAACGUGUUUCUUACUUUAAUUACUGUACUUGAUGACGGAUCGUUUUAAUUAUUAUUAACAAAUAAUUAUAUAUACUAGCUUAAUUCAAGUGCCUGCGCUAAUACGUAGAUUUUAUGGAUUGUGAUAUAAUGUAAAUAGACACCAGGUGCUAGUGGUCUUGCCGUAUUGUAACAAUAGUGAUUCAGCAAUAAUGACUGUGUUUCCCUUUGAAUUGUGCUCCCUACCUACACAUUACUUAUAGAUGUGUGUCACUGCUGGAAUAAUUCUGUAAAUUAUCAAUGUUGCGGUGUUAAUAUAUUAUUAACGCGACACUUAGUACAUUUACGGUUUUUCAGUUGAUGCAUAAUCGUGAAAAUAUCAGUUGGUGAAAAUUAACUGAUAUGCGGUAUUUUUAAAUCGACAUGUUUAACAUAAAUGUAGUCACUGUACCUUACUGCUGAAAUAUAAGACUCUCGGACAAGUAAUUGUACAUUUUGAGCAGUUUGUUUGACGAAAUAUUCUGGAUUGCCUUUCUUGAUAACCUCCCCUAAUAAGGUGAGAUAUAUAAAAACAAAUAAAAGCAAAAAACACAACGUCAACAAUAAGACGAGAUCUGAACCCAAAAUCGAUAUGAAAAGACAACAACGGGAGUUAAAUAGACAAUAAAAUAAACGAAGUGAUAUAAUAAAACACCGUUAAAUCUUGAAAGUAAACCUAUUUGUUCCCGGAGGGAAAGCAUUUCAUGUAAUAAAAGUAGCGCCUAACAUACAUAAAUGUAAUACGUACAAUGGACAUUAUGUGGUUCAUCAGCGAUCUUAAGGCACAGUGAACAGGUCUUUAAUUAUAACUAUCAAAACCGUCGCGUUGGCUUUUAAGGUCAUUAUGGCGACUGUAGAACUUCUUCUAUCGAACCACAAACAUCUGUCUUAAUUUUGGGGAAGUGAUAAUGAAAUAUCAGUUAAAUUUCAUCUUUAUAUACCAGAAAAUUUAGUCAAAAGCUAUUGCUAUGAACACAAUGACUCUUUGAGGACAUCUGGUGACGCCUUCAAUUGUUUUUAUAAGUUCUAUAUGUCUUUUGGUUCGUUUUAAUGUCUCAACCGUUCUUGUUAAAUAGUUUGUUCGCAUCCUACCAUUUAAGUACUUGUAUCUUGUUUACGGUUUAUCACAGAAAAGUGUAUGUUUUCUAUGUACAUUCAUGCUAGAUUGUGGACGUGAAAUCAUUUGAAUGUAUAUUUCAUUUCAAAUAUGUAACGUUUUACAUGUUUACCUAGGAGCCAAUCCUUUUUAGCAAUACAGAAGUUUCUGGAAGUCUUCAACCGCAAGGAAACAUAAAGAAUCAAGCAACUCCGCAAUGUCUCAUUGAAAAAAUACAUAUUGUCUCAAAAUUACAAAAACAAAACAAAAUCGCCAUUUAUCGUCUUUACCGUGAAUUCGUGACGUCUUCUUAUUGUUGCCUGUGACGUCAUAUUGGGUGUUCUAAUAUGUAUCAAAAGUCAUAUGAUCGUCAUGAUAGACUUUAUGGCAAAGUCAUAUAACAAAUGUGCCGUUUAAAUAAUAUCUUAAUUCUGUCACUUGCAAUAAAAGGAAAGAGCAAUUUAACAUUGAUAGAUGCUAUUAUGUGAUUAUCAAGUAUUAAUUUCUGAAAUGCAAUACAUGUACUAAAAUAUAAACUCCUGGCAAUGCUUUCUGUAAAAUUACAUUGUCUCUGGCCGGUGUCGUGAGUAAUAAUAGAUACCCUGCAAUGUUUCCAUAACUGCCGUGAGUAACAAAUUGUACUUUCUAUUUGAAUUAGAAAAGAAAUAGUAACCAUUAACAUAAUGAAACAAUGUUAAAAUGAAAUCUGUAGUUCAUAGAUGUCUGUCUCAAUAUAUACACUGUAAGUUUCCAUAUACAUGUUAAUUUUCACAAGGUUGCACAUUCAUGAUAUCUUGAAUAACAACAGCUGCUUCGACCAUGUUGAAUAUUUCAUGGGGGGGGGGG
Molecule: messenger RNA, 6169 nt
Organism: Mizuhopecten yessoensis (Yesso scallop)
Lineage: Eukaryota; Metazoa; Mollusca; Bivalvia; Pectinida; Pectinidae
Product: DNA-binding protein RFX6-like
Exons: 20
Coding region: 374-3025 (883 amino acids)
Biological process (GO): regulation of transcription by RNA polymerase II
Molecular function (GO): DNA-binding transcription factor activity, RNA polymerase II-specific; RNA polymerase II cis-regulatory region sequence-specific DNA binding
Source: RefSeq, a predicted model, not a curated record